Acomys russatus (golden spiny mouse) is the source of this 2016-nucleotide messenger RNA. It is a transcript of the gene Akap8l, whose product is annotated as A-kinase anchoring protein 8 like. The record is from RefSeq and is a predicted model, not a curated record. Gene Ontology annotation, cellular component: nuclear matrix; nucleus. NCBI's taxonomy places the organism in Eukaryota, Metazoa, Chordata, Mammalia, Rodentia, Muridae. Bases 116 to 1942 code for a protein of 608 amino acids. Gene Ontology annotation, molecular function: protein kinase A regulatory subunit binding; DNA binding. The transcript is spliced from 15 exons.
CAAUGAGGUAAGGAGGCGGGGCCGGGGCGUGUAUGGAAGGGGCUCCAGGGAUUGUUGUGGCGUCAGACGCGUUGAGUAGCGGUCUGUGUCCACGGCUCGGGUAUUCGCUGCCGCCAUGAGCUACACAGGUUUUGUCCAAGGAUCUGAAACCACUUUGCAGUCCACAUACUCUGACACCAGUGCCCAGCCCACCUGUGAUUAUGGAUAUGGAACUUGGAACCCUGGGACAAAUAGAGGCUACGAGAACUAUAGUUAUGGCUAUGGCUAUGGCCAGGAUAACACCACCAGCUAUGGAAUUAACCAGCGCUUAGAUAUGAUGCCACACUUGGAGACAGACAUGAUACAAGGAGGUGUGUACGGCUCAGGUGGUGGAGAAAGAUAUGACUCCUAUGAGGCCUGUGACUCAAGGGCCAUCCUGAGUGAACGCGACCUCUAUCGGUCGAGCUAUGACUAUGGCGAGCUUGACCCUGAAAUGGAAAUGGCCUAUGAGGGCCAAUAUGAUGCCUACCGUGACCAGUUUCGAAUGCGCGGAGGAGAUACAUUUGGUCCAAGGGCUCAGGGCUGGGCCCGGGAUGCCCGGAGUGGACGGCCAGUGGCCUCGGGCUAUGGGCGCAUGUGGGAAGACCCCAUGGGGGCCCGGGGCCAGUGCAUGCCUGGUGCCUCCCGGCUGCCCUCCCUCUUCUCCCAGAACAUCAUCCCCGAGUAUGGCAUGUUCCAGGGCAUGCGUGGUGGGGGUGCCUUCUCUGGUGGCUCCCGCUUUGGCUUCGGAUUUGGCAAUGGCAUGAAGCAGAUGAGGCGGACCUGGAAGACCUGGACCACAGCCGAUUUCCGGACCAAAAAGAAGAAGAGAAAGCAGGGUGGCAGUCCUGACGAGCCAGACAGCAAAGCUACCAGAACAGACUGCUCAGACAACAGUGACUCAGACAAUGAUGAAGGCACUGAGGGGGAAGCUGCAGAGGGUACUGAAAGUGCUGAGGCUAUGGAGAAAGGCUCCCGAGCAGAAGGAGAGGACGAGGAGGGAAAAGAGGAUGGGAGAGAAGAAGGCAAAGACGAUUCAGAGAAAGGGGCCCUAACCACCCAGGAUGAGAGCAGCCAGGCCAAGCGCAAGUUGCAGGCAAGCAAGAAGAGCCAAGACAAGCAGAAAAAGCGGCAGCGAGACCGUAUGGUGGAAAGGAUCCAGUUUGUGUGUUCUCUCUGCAAAUACCGGACUUUCUAUGAGGACGAGAUGGGUAGUCACCUUGACAGCAAGUUCCACAAGGAACACUUCAAAUACGUAGGCACCAAGCUUCCCAAGCAGACUGCUGACUUCCUGCAGGAAUAUGUCACCAACAAGACCAAGAAGACAGAAGAGCUCCGAAAAACUGUGGAGGACCUUGAUGGUCUGAUCCAACAAAUCUACAGAGACCAAGAUCUGACCCAAGAAAUUGCUAUGGAGCAUUUUGUGAAGAAAGUGGAGGCAGCCCACUGUGCAGCCUGUGACCUCUUCAUCCCCAUGCAGUUUGGAAUCAUCCAAAAGCAUCUCAAGACUGUGGAUCACAACCGGAACCGCAGGCUUAUGAUGGAGCAGUCCAAGAAGUCCUCUCUUAUGGUGGCCCGCAGUAUUCUCAACAACAAGCUCAUUAGCAAGAAGCUGGAGCGCUAUCUGAAGGGCGAGAAUCCUUUCACCGACAGCCCAGAGGAGGAGAAGGAACAAGACGAGGUGGAGGGUGGCACUCUCGAUGAGGGGGCAUCAGAGGCGACAGGACACGCAGAGGGCGUGCCUGCACAGCCCCCGGUGCCCCUGGAGCCAGCCCCAGAGACUGCUACACCGCCACCUCCGCCACCACCGGAGGAGGAGGAGGGUGCAGUACCCUUGCUGGGCGGGGCGCUGCAGUGCCAGAUCCGUGGGAUCCCGGGCCUUGAUGUGGAAGACGAGGAGGAGGGCGGUGGGGGUGCCCCAUAACUCGUACCAACAGCGGGCAGGGCUCGCAUUGUCAAGGCUGGAAGCGCAGCUUAAUAAAGUACUUUCCCACCCCA